AUGCCGAAACAACGUCUACAAACAACGACAUUAAAUUCAGCUUCUGGUAAUACUUCAAAGCGUCAUUGUGAUACUACAUCUAAACCUAAUGCAUCAUCGGAUAAUGAAGAUGUAAUUCCAAUUCCAAUACAAAUUUUUCUAUGGCGACAGAGCAAUCCAUUUAUCAAACGAAAGUUUGGUAAUCUAACCGAUGCAUCUGCAAUUAGUUUUGAUCGAGUUCUUGUUCAAAACAUCGUACAUGGUUUAUCACCUAGUCUUAGCGAUGCUAUUGCAAGUAUUCCAAGAUGGUUAUUAAUCAAAGUGGCAUUUCCACAUGUAAUGCAUGCAUGCUCAGCUGCAAUUGAACAUAGUCUUCAUUCAAUACAACAACAACCAACAACUAGUGGUCAUCCAUCAUUACUUGUUUCAUCAUCUAUAUCUAUUUCACCAUCAGCUUCAUCACAACUUCAAAUUCCAACUAGUCUUCAAUUACCUAUUAAUACUCCUAAUAUACCGGCACCUCUUGGUCCAUUAACUUCCACAACUCUUUCACCAACAGCAUCUGUUGAACAUCAAUCUAGUCAGCCACCAUUAUUUCGUCUCUCAUCAACAGCACAUAGUACAAGUAGUUAUUCAUCAUUAACAAAUAAAUUAAGUCCAAGUGAAAUUCGUCUUUUUCAUACAUUACAUUAUCUUAUAUUAGAUUCUCAAAAUCAAAAUAAUAAUACAUCUAUAAAUAGUGAUCAACUUUUACCAUUAAAUACAAUACAAUUAUUUAUUUAUUUAUUUAUUCCAUAUAUUCAUACAUAUUUACAAAGUAAUGAAAAAGAAUUUUUAUCACAUCCUGAUCUUGCUCAAGGCAUGCGUCUUAUAUGGCAACCAUUACUUGAAUAUCGUCAACCAAAUAUACGUAUGUUUAGUUCAUUUGUUAAACCAAUUAUACCAUCAUAUGCAUCACCAAAUGAAAAUGGUGAUUAUAUAACAACAAUAAAUGAAUCACAACAACAACAACAAACAUUUUAUAUAAAUAAUAAUAAACGUAAUCGUUUAUCUGUUUUGAUUGAAUCACCUACACCAGUACCAACAACAAAAGCAAUUCUUGAAGAAUCUGAAGAAGAACAACAACAAUCUCAACCUUCUUCACCACCACCGCUCCCACUUCCACCAUCACAACCAUCAUCUCAAACAUUAACGACAAAUGAACAUAUUUCACAAUUACCCAGAUCAUUGUCAGAAAAACAACCAUUAUCUGAUUUAACAAAUCAACCAACAAUGACGGCACCUAUUGUUAGUAGUGAAGGAAGUAGUAUAAGUUUAUUUCAACCAAUAACAGCAAAAAAAGAGCAAAAAUCAACAUCAUCCGUUCUUGUUGAUUCUGAUACAGCUACAACAAAUAAUUCAAUAACUGAUCUUAGUGCUUAUGGAACAUCAAAUGGUACAAAAUCACGAGCACCACUCGUACAUAUGAGUUCAAUUUGUUCAAUAUCUGAUUCAAGUCGUUUAACAACAUCACCACAAAGUCCAGCUGGUGAUAAAUUUAAUAUCUUACCCGGUGGUACAGGUUCAUCAUCAUCAUCAGCAUCAACACCAUCUGUUCUAUUACCUUUAAAUUGUUCUCAAUGUCAACAACCUGUAUUUGCUCCUAAUCAUCCACAAAAUAUUCCAUAUAUUUGUUCAAGUUGUACACCUAUAAAACCAACACCUACGCCAAGAGUAUCUGAUCUUCCAUUAAAGCUGGAAGUUCAAAAAGAUUUAAUAUCAAUAACACGACGUCAAAGUAUUAUAACACCAAAACCUCGAACAUCUCAACGUUCAUCUGAAUUACUUCUACUUGCAACUUAUUUUGAUAUUGGAAUAUUACGUACAUUAUUUAGUCCAUCAUGGUUAACAGAUGGUUAUUUAUGGUGUUUAGAAUAUUUACAUAAACGUAUUAUUGAUAUAUCUGAUGAAAUUUUAUCGGAUGCAUUAAUGAAUGGUACAUUACCAAUAAAUAUUCUUCGUUUUAAAAGUCUUUCGAUUCCACAAUUAAAUCUUAGUAAUGAACAAGAUUAUUAUGAAUAUUUAAAAAAUAUUUAUUUUAAUGAACAAGUUACAAAUGAUAUUAUUGAACAACAAUGUAUGAUGGCUGGUACAGGUGAUAUGGCAACAUCAACAUCAACUAAACAACCAGCUACAUUAUUAAAUGUACCAUUUAAAUAUUUUGCUGGAAAAAGUCCAUAUAAUGGAAAACAUAGUCAAAAAUAUGAUAAUUUCUAUAAGAAAAUAAGUAAAAUUCGUUAUAUUGAUGAAGAAGGUAUUGAACAUUUGGAUUUGGCUAAUGUUGAUCGUCGAGAUAAUAUACAAACAUUAUCAUCAAAAACUAAUCGUCUUCAUCUAACUGAUCCAGGUUUAUUAUUACUUAAAACAACAACAAUAAAUGUUUCUGAUCGUUCUCUAUUACCUGCAACAACAACAGUUGGUACAGCUCGACAAUCAGUUGAUAGUUUAUUAAUUACUUCAAAUCCUAGUGCAACAAAAAUUACUACUACUAUACCAACAACUAAUUUAAAUCUAAUGAAAACUUAUAGUGUUAGUGAUUCAGAAAUAAAUUAUAAAUUUUUAGAAGAAAUUGAAGAAGCACAAGGUUCAAGUGCAUAUAUUAAUCGAAGUGGUACAAUUAAUUUUGGUGUUGUUCUAGCUGGAAUACAUGCUGUUAUAUGUAAAGAACAUCAUUUAAAAGUUUGUGAAUUAGUAAUGAAUAUUCUCGAUGUUUUACUUGGUUUGGCUGUUAUAUCAUCAUCAGAAGAUGAUCUACAUAAAAAACAAUUAUUAACAGUUGGAAAUACUGGACCAACAAGUGAUGAUAGAGGAGAUGAACAAAUAGAAGAAUGGUUAAAACAAAUCGAUGCAAAGGAAGAAGAAAAAUUUCAAUUAGCUGUGGAUAUUACACUUAGAAUAAUCAAACGAUUAGGAUGUCCACAUUGUCAACCACGUGGUCGUAGUUUUACAGCUGAUCAAUUACGUGGUAAAGUACGUUUAUCAUUAAAUAAACUUCGUAUACUUAAUCAACAUCGAUUUGAAAAAUAUUUUCUUAAUUUAACACUUAAUGGUGAUCUUGUUCAUAUACUUGAUAUAUUUCAUGCAUUAUGUGGUUAUUGUUCAGAAUCCAAUGUUGGUCUUGCUCAUUAUUCACCUUAUAUUCCAACAAAAGUUGAUGCACAUUUACGACAAACAUAUUCAAAUAAUUUUGGUAAUACACAUCUUGGUGUUGGACCAAAAGGUAUUGAUGGAUUUAUAUUAAAUAUUGUAUUUAAACCAUUCGUUACACGUCUUAUAAUGAUGAAAGAAUAUUUAUUGGGUUCAGAAAAUGUUGCUUUAUACGGUGAAUGUCGAGCAUUUUUAACAUGUAUUAAAGAAAAUCAUGGUGGAAUAUUUCGUUUGGUAGUUUUUUCAUCAUUACUUGAUCCAGAAAAAAGACUUAAAACAUUAAAACAACAAGAAAUAAAUAUAAAACCAAAAACUAAAAUAUCACAUACUUUCAUUCGACAAGAUCCUGUUAAUAGUAAUGGAAAAGGAGUUUUUCUUAAUCGUGAUCUAUCAGAUGAUGCUGAUCUUGAUCGUCAUGGAAGUACUAGUCAACCAUUAACAACAUACGGAACUGAUGAUGCACCAGUAACAAAUACUACAUCAUCAACGUUUAGUAUUAAAUUAAAAAGUGCCCGUGCACGAACUGGAUCAUUAAUGGGUGGUGAUGAUCAUAGUUUAUAUACACAUCAAGAAGAAAGUUUAUAUGUUGAUUUAUCACUUAUUCGUUUCGGUUUAUUACGUUUAAAUUUUCUGAUGGAAUCAUGUCCACCAGGUUCAUUACCUGAUCCACAAUUUUUAAAUAGUCUUCUUAUUUUGGAUUCACCAGUUAUAUCAAAAGCAGCAUUUCUUGUUGAAUGUGCUUAUUUUGUUCGUCGUUGUUCAUUAGGUCAAUGGCCUGAAUGGAUGCGUAUAAAUAUGACAACAUUUCGUCCACAUGAAUCAUUUGCUGUACGUGCAACUGGAAAUAUGAAUGCAAGAUUAAAUAAAUUAUAUCAAGCAGCUGCAGCAAGAAUGUUCUAUAUAUGGGGUGAAGCUCUUUCAUCACAACUUGAAACUAUAUUAAACAAUGAACAACAACAACAGCAACAACAAACGACAACAGAUCAUACAAAUGAAACAGGACUAGGAUUAGAGGGAGGAGGAGCAGGAGGAGGAACAAAUUUUUGGAAUAGUGAUGAAACAUAUGAAGAUUAUUAUAAUGAAGCAAUUGUUAAUCGUUCUGGUCAUGAUUGUCCAUAUUCAUUACGUGUCAUGGCUUGUUUACUUCUUUAUGAAAUUACAUCAUUUUUACGUGAAGUCUAUGAUACAUUACCUAAACUUUCAUCAUUACCACAAACAGGAGUUAAUAUUCGACAACAACAACAGCAACAACGUACAAAUAAUCAAGCAACAAGUGCACCAACAACUCUCGUUGAAACAUCUUCAACAUUAACUGAUAAACGUUCAACAGAUCGUAUGCGUAUGGGUAGUGUUGUUUCUCAAAUAUCAAAUAGAAGUUCAGCUUCAAUAUCAAGUGAACAUCCAGCACUUUCACCACAAGCAUCAUCAGCAACAAUUCCACCUGUUUUAAGUACAAUACCAGCAACAAUAAUUAAUAUAAAUCCAACAUUAGCUGGUGAACGACAUAUUAGUUUUGCUGUUAAUAAAGAAAAUGAUUCAAAUGAAAGUAAUCAUACAGCUGUUAUGAUAAAUGAUGAUGAUGGAGUUGUUGUUGUUGAUGGAAAUUCAACACCUGUAGUUAAUGACAGACGAAUGUCUGUUGCAGCAUAUAAAUCAGGCAGUGUUACUGGUAGUACUGGUAAAUCAAAAUUAAUUCGACGAAGUAGUGUUAAAUUAAGAAAACCAUCAUUAAGAAUGAAAGAUACAGGGAAAAAUAAUCGUCGUUCAUCUUAUCGAACACGUCGUCGUAGUCAUGCAUCAAAUAUUUCAUCGGAAACUGAUGGUCAUCAAAGUAAUAUAGGAAGUUCAGCUAUGGAACCAACUGAUGAAUAUUUAAAUGGUAAUGAUGAAGAUUUUGAUCAAGGAAAUUUUGAUGAUAUAAUUAAUACUCGACCAUUUCCAUGGAUAAAAGUUGUUAUAAGAAUAUUAAAUGAUGUUAAUUUAACAUGUGAACAUCAAAUAAAAUGUGUAUCAAAUUGUUAUGAUAAACAAACAACAAGUUGUAAAAAUCUUAUUCAAGCACUAUUAAAUAUGUAUCGAUUAUCAUCAUUAAAUUUACCAAAUAUUGGUUCAUCAUUUUCUCGUUCAUCAUCAUCAACACAUAGAUCAACUACACAUUUAAAACGUAAUGAUACAACAUCAAGUAAAAGUCAGCAAGAUCCGAAAAAACGACGACUUUCAACUUGUUUAUUUGGUGAAAGUACUGGUCAAAAUAAUGAUAAUACUACAAAAGGUGUAAAUACAAAUAAAACAACAGAUGGAUUAACUUAUGGUAUGAUAUUUGAAAGUGCUGAUCCACAUUUUGAUCCACAUAUUAAUACACAUUUUACUGCUAUUACUGCUUAUUUGGAAAAACAAGUUGGAACAUUAACACAAGUACCAUUAAUGAUACUUUGUAAAUCAUCUGUUUUAUUAGAAGAUGAACAUUAUUCACAAAUACUUCAUCUAUCAUGGGAACUUUUAUUGGAUCGUAAUGAAGAAUUAUCUGCUUGUGCUGCAACAAUUGUUAUUCUAACAGCUGCUCGCGCAAAUCAUUUAGUUGAUACAUUAUUUCAUACAGAAAUGGAAAAUUCUUCAGCAUUAAUUCGUUAUAAUGCAAUAUUAAAAUUUCAAACAUUAUGGCGUUUUCGUUAUCAAUUUUGGAUUCGAUUAGAAGAAGGUGCACAUUCAAUGAUGAAGAUUCUUCCACCGAGUAUUGAAUUUGUUUUACCAUCACCAGCACUUGGUAUUUCUAAUCUUCAAACAGUUGAUCCACCAUGGAUGCCACAUGCUAAAACACUUGUUCAACAAGUUGCAUUAAAUCAAGAAGAAGUCAGAGCUGUUGUUACAGCAAGUAAAACACGUAAAAAACAUCAACAAGAAUUAAUACAUUCAGCAUUAAUGGCUGAAGAAACAAGUAAACGAGUAGCACGAGAAAAUUUUGCUAUGUCAACUGUACCAAUGUUACAAUCAGCUUCAUUUGAACCACUUUUACAUCAACCAAGAGAUGAAGAAGAAGAAGGACAUUCCGAUGAUGAUCGAUUUGUUGAAACAAGUAUUCAAAUACGUCAAGCACAAGGAACAUUUCCUUCAGCAUUUGGUGCAGCUGUUUAUCUUCUUGUUGAAAUGUUAGAAGAUGAAGAAACACUUGAGAAUGGAGCAACAGUAUCUGAAGCAGCUCGAAAAGCUCUUUGGACAUGUUUAGUUGAUGAACCAACAUUAUUAAUUCGUUUUUUCUUUGAAAAACUUUCACAUAAAGAACGACGUAUAAAAUCUCUUCAAAGUCUUCGUCGUCUUAUGAUAUGUUUAACUGAUAUACCACCUCAAUUUGCACAUGCUGUAUUUAAUUAUGUUCUUGGUUUAUUAAUGAGUAUGGUACGUUCACCACUUGAUGGUUCACAAGAAUUAAUUGUAGCUGGUCUUACAUUAUUAUGGCAAAUAAUUCCUUAUUUACAUGGUCUUGUUUUAAAAGAUUUAAAACAAAUUUUACGUAAAGAACAAGCUGAAAUGAUGAUAUUAAUAACUGGUAAUAUACCAUCAACAAAAAAAGUUAUUAUACAUGGUCCAGAUUUAUCACAAAUUCCAACACAAGCAAUUAUACAAGAAGAUACACAAUUUAGUAAUGUUUUACAAGAAGCAUUAGAUUUUUUUGGUAUACCUGAUUCAAAACGUGAUCGAUAUUAUUUAAUUGAUGUUAAAACUCAACAAAUACAUAUUCCAGAUACAUAUGUAAGAGAUUUUUAUUUUUUUCGUCGAAAUAUUUAUCCACAAUUAUCAUUAAUACAUAUGGAUACAAAACAAUCACAAAAACAAUUAGAACAAAUGUCUAUUUAUUUAAAAACAACUGAAUUAUCAAAAGUUUUAUUUGCUCGUUAUUUAGUUGAAAAUACACCAUAUAAUCAAAUACAUAAUUGUGUUACAUUUUUUCAUGAUGAACUUAUUAAAAGUCCAUCAUUUCCACGAAAACCAUUAGAAUCAGAUUUUAAUUUGUAUACAAGAAUAUCUGAUAAAGAAUUAUUUAAUUUAGAUAUGUUACAUAAAUAUAAUUGGUAAGUUAUAGAAAAUGACAGAUUUCAGAUUAUUCAAUCCGACAAUGAUUGUCGAAAUAUGAGAAUCAA
Messenger RNA from Rotaria sordida, 7301 nucleotides. The record is from the annotation of a GenBank genome assembly. NCBI's taxonomy places the organism in Eukaryota, Metazoa, Rotifera, Eurotatoria, Philodinida, Philodinidae.